CAAACAAGCAACACCAACAUGUUCAAAUACGCUGCUGUCAUCCUCGCCAUCCUGGCCUGUGCCUCCGCCAAACCCGGUUUCCUGAGUGCUCCUCUGGCCUACAACGCCGUUCCUGCCGCUGUCCUUGCUGCACCUGCUCCCGUUGUCACCGCCACCAGUAGCCAGGUGUUUGCCAGGAACUACAAUGGAAUCGCUGCUGCCCCCGUGAUCGCUCCAGUUGCUGCUCCUCUGGCCGCGCCAGUGAUCGCCAAGUAUGCUGCUGCUCCUCUGGCCACUCCUUUGGCCUAUCACUCGGAUCCUCUAGCCUACUCCUCGCCUCUGACCAGUCCGCUGGCAUACUCAGCCCCUCUGGCCUAUAACACCUUUUCUGCCCCAGCUCCAGUUCUGUUUUAA
Drosophila obscura is the source of this 393-nucleotide messenger RNA. RefSeq lists its product as uncharacterized. The transcript is spliced from 2 exons. NCBI's taxonomy places the organism in Eukaryota, Metazoa, Arthropoda, Insecta, Diptera, Drosophilidae. The record is from RefSeq and is a predicted model, not a curated record. The coding region runs from base 19 to 393 and encodes 124 amino acids.